UCACCGCACAUCUAGCUACACCAAGCAUAGACUACAUCUAGCUACACCAGUCAUAUACUACAUUACUAUCUUUCCCUUUUCUUGAAUCCAAAUGGGCACCCAAACUGCGAUCACUUUCGUGCUUUGGAUGUCUCUUUACACCCAAUUCUCCACAGCUCUUUACUCGUCAAAACUAGUUCAUAGGUUCUCUCAAGAAGCUGUGUCAUACUGGUCCUCGAAAGGCAAGAACAUAACGCUGCCUAAGUUGGGAAGUUUGGAGCAUAUGAAGGUGUUGCUGAGCAGUGAUUUAAAGCGGCAAAAAUUGAAACUUGGGUCCCAGGAUCGACUGUUAAUUCCUUCUCAAGGGAGUGAAACCUUUUUUUAUGGCAAUGACAUGGGAUGGCUGCAUUAUACGUGGAUUGAUAUAGGGACACCAAAUGUUUCUUUUCUUGUUGCACUGGAUGCUGGUAGUGAUUUGUUUUGGGUCCCCUGUCGUUGCAUCCAGUGUGCACCUCUGUCUUCAAGUUAUUACUCUAUGCUGGAUAGGGACCUGAGUGAGUAUGAGCCUUCCCGAUCAAGUACCAGCAAGCCCCUGUCUUGCAGCCAUCAAUUAUGCGAAUUGGGUCUGAACUGCCAAAGUCCAAAUGGUUCCUGCCCCUACAGUGUUAACUACUCAGAAAAUACUUCAAGCUCGGGAUUGCUUUUUGAGGACCAAUUAUAUUUGACCUCAAGUGGAGGUGGUGCACCUGAAGGUUCUAUCCAAGCUCAGGUCAUCAUAGGAUGUGGCAGCAAACAAAGUGGCAGUGACCUAGAUGGAUCUGCUCCUGAUGGUCUUCUGGGAUUGGGACCUGGGAAAAUUGCUAUUCCAAGUUUGCUCGCAAGAUCUGGUCUGGUUCCACAUUCAUUUUCAUAUUGUUUUGAUAAUAGCUAUUCUGGGAGAAUGUACUUUGGAGACCAGGGUCCUGCAACUCAAAGAAGUACCACCUUUGUACCAUACAAAGGCGAAUAUUCUGGCUACUUCAUUGAAGUUGACGAUUAUUGCAUUGGGAGUUUCUGUUUAAAACAAAAUGGAUUUCAAGCACAAGUUGAUAGCGGGUCUUCCUUCACCUACCUUCCUAGUGAAGACUAUAAACUUUUUGUUGCUGAGUUUGACAAACAAAUGAAUGCUACAAGGUCUGGCAUAGAGAAGUUCCCUUACUGCUACAAGGCUCGUUCACAUGGACAGCCAGAUGUUCCUAGCAUGAAAUUCAAGUUUGCUUUGAAUCAAAGCUUUGUGAUAGAGAACCCCAUGUUUCACAUAAUUGACUACCAGAGGAAAGUUUUGGUGCAGGGAGAUGAUCUGUAUUGUUUGGGCAUACAACCCUUGGAUGGAGGAAUUGGUAUCAUUGGACAGAACUUUAUGAUGGGAUACCGCUUGGUGUUUGAUUGGGAAAAUUUGAAGUUAGGAUGGUCCCAUUCAAAUUGUCAAGACAUAAGGGACAGUGACAGGGUGCAUUUAACACCAUCACCAAAUUCUGCUGUCAAUCCAUUGCCAACAAAUGAGCAACAGAGGACCCCCGGUGGCCAUGCAGUCGUCCCUGCUGUUGCUCGUAGAGCUCCAGAAGAAUCUUCUGCAGCAUUGUCCGUUCACAUUCUCUACAACCAUUAUUGCAAAACAAGUUUGUUGCUGCUACACUUGACAUUAUGGUUGCCGUUCUGGUAGCUCUAUUUUGCAUGUAUCUAUCUGUAAAUGCUUGUUUCUUUUGUCAGGCAGUUGUAGAAUGUUCAGAAAAUAGUGUCUAUUUUUUUCGUCCUCCUUUGGAAGCCAGAUUUAGUCGAGCUAAACUACCAUCAUUUUGAGUACUCAGAAUGAGUUGUGUUGCUUAAAUGGAAACCAGGGUACUUUGUGAAAACA
Messenger RNA from Coffea eugenioides, 1873 nucleotides. RefSeq names its product aspartic proteinase-like protein 1. The transcript has 10 exons. The coding region runs from base 92 to 1681 and encodes 529 amino acids. Gene Ontology annotation, molecular function: aspartic-type endopeptidase activity. NCBI's taxonomy places the organism in Eukaryota, Viridiplantae, Streptophyta, Magnoliopsida, Gentianales, Rubiaceae. Gene Ontology annotation, biological process: proteolysis. The record is from RefSeq and is a predicted model, not a curated record.